Saccostrea echinata is the source of this 1050-nucleotide messenger RNA. RefSeq lists its product as uncharacterized. The transcript is spliced from 3 exons. The record is from RefSeq and is a predicted model, not a curated record. NCBI's taxonomy places the organism in Eukaryota, Metazoa, Mollusca, Bivalvia, Ostreida, Ostreidae. The coding region runs from base 187 to 759 and encodes 190 amino acids.
AUGGAUAAUCAUGGUAUCUGUAUAUAUCUUUUUUCAAUAACUCCUAAUUAUUAUUUGAUACUUUAAAUUCAAAUAAAAAGGAGGCGUUGUCACAGUAUUCGGGAAAAAAAAAUCUUUACCAACUGACUUCCGGAUUAUAGUUUUUCUUUAUUGACAUCAAAUCUGUGCGAACAACAACAAACGACAAUGCGAGGCGUUAUGAUAUUUCAAAGGACAUUGUGUGUGUUUGUAUUGGUGUGUGUAGAAAGUGUCUGUGGAAGAGAAUUUGUGAUGAACUCCAAGACUUGUAAACAGUCAACGGGCGGUCUUGUUGGGUGCGAUUGGAUCGGACUUGGGAUUUAUGUUGCGGACCCGCAAUACAUGAUGGAUCAGGACACGAUCGUCUUUCGACGAUUUUUUGAUGGAGGACUAAUUGAGAUGAAUGAUCUACAAAGCUUGCGAGUGCUUGAAAUUCAGAGUGGAGAUGUGGCAUGCGACGCUGUACGUGUGCAGGAAAAGGUUCGAGUGUACAUUAGGGGCAAGCUCUGUGAUAAAUCCAGCACAAUGCAUUCCUCUUCCCCAUCAUUCUCAUCUGCAGUGGGUUCAUCAGGUUCUUCACCACCAUCUUCAUCGCUCUCAGAGAACACAACCUUUACAAGCUUAACAGUUACUUUUGAAACCACAAGCAACAGUUUUCCACACAUCAGCAUAUUGUGGCAGACCAUGAAUGAGUUUAAAAUAGCAUUAAUCAUUAUAUCAGGUAAAUGCUUAAAUGUUUAAUGUAUUCAAUUAUUUAUAUAUGUGCAUGUGUUGUACAGUAAAUAUUCAUCUUUUUUUCAGUGAAAUGUACUAUUUUGAGUUGCUGCUUGUGUUAUAAGUGUUGGGCCAAGCAUUUAUUUAAAAGAUUAGCUCGAAAGCAACCACAUCAAAACGAUUGUGAAAGUUCAUUAAUUCAUUUGAAAACCCUUUAGCUGCAUUUUUUUUUUCAGGGUAAGAAAGUAAUUUUUUCAUAAAUUCUUUAAUUUCAGUGUUAUUUACAGUUUGCUUUGGAGGACUUCUUAUAAAAAUGAA